AUGGGAUUGCUAGACAGACUUUCAGGCUUGCUUGGCCUCAAAAAGAAGGAAGUUCAUGUUUUGUGCCUUGGGCUGGAUAAUAGUGGCAAAACAACAAUCAUUAAUAAACUUAAACCUACAAAUGCUCAGUCUCAAGAUAUAGUUCCAACAAUAGGAUUCAGCAUACAAAAAUUCAAAUCGUCUAGUUUGUCUUUUACAGUGUUUGACAUGUCAGGUCAAGGAAGAUACAGAAAUCUCUGGGAACACUAUUAUAAAGAAGGACAAGCCAUUAUUUUUGUCAUUGAUAGUAGUGAUAAAUUAAGAAUGGUUGUGGCCAAAGAAGAACUUCGUACUCUUCUGAAUCAUCCAGAUAUUAAGCACCGUCGAAUACCAAUCUUAUUCUUUGCAAACAAAAUGGAUCUUAGAGAUGCACUGACAUCUGUAAAAGUAUCUCAGUUGCUGUGUUUAGAGGACAUCAAAGAUAAACCAUGGCAUAUUUGUGCUAGUGAUGCCAUAAAAGGAGAAGGAUUGCAAGAAGGUGUAGACUGGCUUCAAGAAAAUACAAUACAAUCAGAUCCAGGCUGUGAAGACAUGAAAAAAUAG
Budorcas taxicolor (takin) is the source of this 582-nucleotide messenger RNA. It is a transcript of the gene ARL6, whose product is annotated as ADP ribosylation factor like GTPase 6. NCBI's taxonomy places the organism in Eukaryota, Metazoa, Chordata, Mammalia, Artiodactyla, Bovidae. Gene Ontology annotation, cellular component: cytoplasm; axoneme. The transcript is spliced from 8 exons. Gene Ontology annotation, molecular function: GTP binding; GTPase activity. Gene Ontology annotation, biological process: protein localization to cilium; intracellular protein transport; cilium assembly. The record is from RefSeq and is a predicted model, not a curated record. Bases 1 to 582 code for a protein of 193 amino acids.